AUGGCCCAUCAGGAUGGCCCCGUUCUCUCGCGCCGUGCGCAUAAUGCCUCGACCGAAGCAUCGAAGAACCUGAUGUGGGACAUCUUGACCGAUGCUUGGUGCCCAACGUCCAACCCCGGCGGCUACGUCAACGUCGGUGUAGCAGAGAACGCCCUCAUGCACAACGAGCUCCUGCAGUACCUAAACCAGAAGCUGGAUCUGCCCGCAGAGUACCUCACAUACAACGACGGCGGCGGUGGCUCGAUCAGACUGCGGCGCGCUAUUGCACAGUUCUUGACCCGCCACCUGAACCCAGUGACGCCGCUAGAUCUGGACCACUUGGUCGUCACGAAUGGCGUCUCGCCGGCCAUUGAGCAUGUCUCGUGGGCGUUUGCGGAUCCCGGAGAGGGCAUUUUACUGGGAAGGCCGUACUAUGGCACUUUCAUUCCUGAUCUCUCGACGCGGCCGGGGACCGCGGUUGUGCCCGUGAGUUUCGAUGAGGUGGAUCCAUUCUGCAUUGAGGCAGUAUCCAAAUAUGAAGAUGCACUCCUCACCUUCCAGAAGUCUACUGGGAAGAAGGUCCGGGGCUUGAUGCUGUGCCAUCCGCAUAACCCACUGGGCCGAUGCUACCCUCGCGAGGUGCUGAUUGAGUUGAUGCGGCUGUGCCAGAAGUAUCAAAUACACCUGAUCAGCGAUGAGAUCUACGCGCUAUCCGUCUUCGAGAACCAAUUCAAGUCUGCCUUGUCGAUUGAUUUGAACGGCAUCGUCGACCCGCGGCUCGUCCAUGUACUCUGGGGAAUGAGCAAAGACUUUGGUGCGAACGGGAUCCGCCUCGGCGUGAUCAUCUCCCAAUCAAAUCUGGACUUCCACUGGGCGUUGAGGGCAAUUUCGCUGUAUUCGUACUCCUCCGGUAUCGCAGAUCAUUUGGCGGCGGCUAUGCUGGAAGACAACGCGUUCACUGAGGGGUACAUCAAGGAGAACCAGAAGAGACUGUCAGAGUCGUAUGCGUACGCCGUUGGUUUCCUCAAGAGCCAUCAGAUUGAGUACGCAACCGGAUGUAAUGCCGCGUUCUUCCUUUGGGUGGAUCUGGGAAAGAGAUACCGGGACCUGCAUCCCGAGGUGUCGGCGGAUGAAGAAGUGGGAGAGCAGGUCAUGGAGCGGCUUCUGAAGGCGAAGGUCUUCUUGGCUAGCGGGGCUUUGUUUGGUUCGGAGAGGGACGGGUGGUUUAGAAUCGUGUUCACGCAACCAAGGGCUUAUUUGGAGAUGGCCCUCACGAGGAUUGUUGCUGCUUUGGAAGGGUAG
Molecule: messenger RNA, 1281 nt
Organism: Penicillium canariense
Lineage: Eukaryota; Fungi; Ascomycota; Eurotiomycetes; Eurotiales; Aspergillaceae
Product: putative aminotransferase
Exons: 2
Coding region: 1-1281 (426 amino acids)
Biological process (GO): amino acid metabolic process; biosynthetic process
Molecular function (GO): pyridoxal phosphate binding; transaminase activity
Source: RefSeq, a predicted model, not a curated record